Zingiber officinale is the source of this 418-nucleotide messenger RNA. RefSeq lists its product as uncharacterized. The record is from RefSeq and is a predicted model, not a curated record. Bases 1 to 321 code for a protein of 106 amino acids. The transcript is spliced from 3 exons. NCBI's taxonomy places the organism in Eukaryota, Viridiplantae, Streptophyta, Magnoliopsida, Zingiberales, Zingiberaceae.
AUGUCAAUUAUAAAAAUUACACCGAUCUUUCAUAAUUCAUGGGCCACUCCUCCUCCAGCUCCCGGUAAACAGAGCAUAAAUCUUCUCCUCCGUUCCUCGCUUCCGAUCAAAGCGUGCGGCAACUCUGACUUCAUCGUCCCUCACUCUCUCAUAUUGGAGGAAUCAGAUACGAAUCGCGCGAGACGGCGCGAGCCUUUGAAAUUUGUACUCCGAAUGAAUCCUUCGAGGACCGGACGGGGUGUGCUCGCGGGAAGGAGAAUACGGGAUGUAAACAGUUUACAUGAUUUUGCCAGAAAAUCCUUGUGCCAUAAAGCCACCUGAUCAUUAUAACGAUUUCCAAGCUGGAUUCUAUUUAAAAAUGUAAUAAUUGAGAGUGACAGUGAGAAAAUUAUCGCGAUACGAUACGAUACGGGUAAGU